Messenger RNA from Perca fluviatilis (European perch), 2491 nucleotides. RefSeq names its product endochitinase A-like. The record is from RefSeq and is a predicted model, not a curated record. The transcript is spliced from 13 exons. NCBI's taxonomy places the organism in Eukaryota, Metazoa, Chordata, Actinopteri, Perciformes, Percidae. Bases 284 to 1171 code for a protein of 295 amino acids.
AAGUGGUGUCAGAGCAGAAAAGAAAAAGAAGUGAUGGCCAUUACUCAAGACUGAGAUUCCUGUUAAAAGGACAUAGGUUUUGCACCCACUGGCUGCCUUGUGCUGGUCUCCACAGCUACCCACUUUUACGUCAGCAAGGGAAGCCAGUGUAUUUCCUCCCCUUCUUUAUCUAAAGGAAGUGCCAAAAUAAGCAUCAGCAGCGGAGCGCUCGAGCACCUUUUCCACUGGCCACUUAGUUGGGGUCCGAGGAAGAAGUCGGGAGGUUAACAACUGCAGAAUCACCAUGAAGACCAUCGGGGUUCUUGUCCUCCUCCUGCUAGCAUCUGUCCAUGUCUUCACACAAGUUUUAUCAUCAGAUCAGCAAAAUUCGACGACAGUACCAGCAAGUAACCAUACAAUAACACCAACUACAGCAGCAAAAACAACAGCAGCAGCAGCAUCAACCUCAACAACAUCACCAGCAGCCACAUCAACAACCCAAAAGGUCUCAGCAGCACCAACAGCAACAGCAACACCAACACCAAAAGCAACAGCAACAGCAACAUCAGCAGCCCGUGUAUCUCCCCCUGCUCUACCUGAUGCCACCAGCAAAACUCCUGACACUCUAGAACAUGAAUCUUUGGACACACGCUCUAACCACUCUGAGUCAGGAAACCACUCUAAGACCCCAACUAAUUCUGAAGCUCUAGAACAUGAAUCUUUGGACACACGCUCUAACCACUCUGAGUCAGGAAACCACUCUAAGACCCCAACUAAUUCUGAAGAACGUGAAGCCGCUGAGAAACUAAACACAGGCAAAGGUCCAACUACUCCUGCCUCAGAACCGCAUCAAACCACUGCACCCGCAGUGACGCAAACUCAUCCGAAUGAAAAUGAUAAAGGUGUUGGUCGUCAUGCUGGCAUUGAUGAGAAAUUCUCCCCCAAAGCAGACAAAAGGCUGUGGUGGAUUGUGUUGCCUGCCCUCCUGGUUGGAGCUGCUGCAGCCAUUGUGCUCAAAUUCAAAUGCAAGAAGAUCCAUGAUCACACAGAAACCAUUGAUACUGGAACUGAGAACGCAUCUUUCCAGAGCAGACCCGAAAGCACUAAAGAUGGUGUCAUGCUCCUCGGAGUGAAGUCAUCAGACGGAGACAGGGCCUGCCAGAUUGAUUUUUGCGAGAAUGUUGAACAUUAAAUACUUCAUUUCCUGCAUUCAGCUGCUGCGAGAUAAAAAAAAAUAAAUAAAAAAAGAAGAAGAAGGGCAGCAACAUCAAGAUCAGCCAGCGGAUGAGUCACACCUGUCGCCCACACACGGACGGUCUGGAGGAACUGUUGUUUAGAUGUUUGUGAAUUCUGUGUAACAUUUUGUGAGGCAGAAAAGUAUGAUGAUGUAUGCUAAAAGCUGUUUUGUUUGCAACUGUGAUCAUAAAUCUCAGAGUAAGUGAACUUAUUUUCAACCCAAAUAUUGAAAAUAACAGGCUUAAUACAUUACAGGCUUAAUACAGUACAUCUCUUUGAAUUGAUAUUGUGUCUGUGGAAUAUAUUUAAUGAACCUAGUCUAUGCACCCUUUUUUUCAGUAUACUGUUGACAAAUAGACAAACCUAAGUACAGCUGCAUAGCUCAUCUCCAUGUUGGGCCAUUCUCUGUACAGUGCACUGACCUCAGAUAUUUAUCACUGUUCAUUUCAUAGUUUUAUAAUUAUCCUUUGGUUGUGUUGUUACUAGGGGUGUAAAUCACAAGUUAUGACGAUACGAUUUUAAAUCGAUUCUUUGGACAACGAUAUGAUAUUUGCUGAUGUCACAAAGUCUGCCACGAUAACAUUAUGAUUUGAUUCAAUUCAGGGGCCUGCGAUCGAUAUGAGCUGAUAUAUCAUAUGUCCAUUUAACACAUUCAGUUACAUUUAUAUUAACUCAAAAAACGCAACUAAAAUACGAUUUGACAAUUGUAAUACUGAGCUUGUCCAGACAUUUAAAUGAAAAACAAACUAUUCUUUUUAAUAAAAAAUAAUAAAUAUAAAGUUGGAAUUUUAAAAUAAAAUCAAUAUUUUCACUUUGUAUUGAUAUUGGAUCGUUGCUCAUUGAAUCGAUAUAUGGAUCCAGAUCGAUGUAUUAUUACACCCCUAGUUGUUACUCACCUGCCUGGAACUAUUUUGUAGAUUGUGAUGGUUUUCUUUUUGUGGGGCUUAAUGGGGAGGUGGGGAGGGGGGGGGGUAUAAGAACAGGUUCUUUUGUACUCAUUUUUACUUUUCAUGUAUCUCAGUUAAGUAUUUCUUAAAAGAUUGUUAAAUAUUCUUCUACACUGGAAACUUUUUCAAACCAACAAUCUUUCCUUGCAUGACAGUACUGUACAUUCACAUGCAUAUCAAGGAGGAUUUCUUUUCUCUUUUUUUAUAGUAAAUAUACCAUCCAAGCACAAUAAAUAAGUAAAGGAGAUGUAUUUAAAGACACUGGAACUGCUUUAUGGCUGAUGUGUUGCUCUCAAUCUCAAUUUCCUCAAUAAAUCACUAGAAAACAG